Molecule: messenger RNA, 1032 nt
Organism: Cadophora gregata
Lineage: Eukaryota; Fungi; Ascomycota; Leotiomycetes; Helotiales; Ploettnerulaceae
Exons: 2
Coding region: 1-1032 (343 amino acids)
Biological process (GO): carbohydrate metabolic process
Cellular component (GO): extracellular region
Molecular function (GO): chitinase activity
Source: RefSeq, a predicted model, not a curated record
AUGCCUCCUCUACCUCCUCCUCCAACACCACGAAUAAUCAUAUACUACCAGACACAGCAUAAUCCAGAUGGUACGCCCUGCUCGAUUCUCCCCAUAAUCACACAGCCGAACAUAUCGGUGACACACGUCAACCUUGCCGCCAUACACCUCAAUGAUCCUCCUGGAAACAUACAUCUGAACGAUCACGUACCUGGAGACCUUCGAUACGUGACACUAUGGGCUGAGCUGCGGAUACUCCAAGCUUCGGGCAUCAAAGUGCUGGGCAUGCUUGGAGGCGCAGCGAAAGGUUCCUUCACACGACUUGACCUCGACGAUGUCACCUUCGAAGCGUACUAUAUACCUCUACGGGACCUGAUACGAGAGCGGAAUCUGGAUGGGCUGGAUCUCGACGUUGAGGAAAGCAUGACAUUGGCGGGCGUAAUACGAUUGAUCGAUCGAUUGAAGAGCGAUUUUGGAAACGACUUCAUCAUCACACUCGCGCCCGUCGCAGCAGCUUUAAUGUCCGAAAGACCAGAACACAACCUCAGUGGAUUCAGUUACGAAGCUUUGGAAGUCAUGCGCGGAAAGCAGAUAGGGUGGUACAACACACAGUUCUACUGUGGAUGGGGAGAUCUGAGCAACACCAAUGGGUACGACUUCAUAGUUAGAAGAGGCUUUCCUGCAGACAAGAUCGUGAUUGGAAUGGUCACUAAUCCUGGAAAUGGAAGUGGCUGGGUGCCAUUUGAACUGCUGCAGGAAGUGCUGAUUACACUGAAGAUGAGAUAUCCUGGAUUUGGAGGGGUGAUGGGAUGGGAGUACUUCAACUCCUUACCAGGAGAUAGGGCAAGGCCAUGGGAAUGGGCAGCCUUUAUGACGAAGACUGUAAGGAACGGACUUCCUGCGGCUGCUUCGUCUACUCCAACACCAGUUGUUGCACCGGUUGCGGCAAAGCAGAACCCGUUCAUGAUAGUUGAUGAUGACCUAAAAGUCAAGGACGAUGCACCUGUGCCGAAAGGGUUCGAGUAUUAUUCAGAUGGCAGUACAGCUGAAUAA